Messenger RNA from Penicillium odoratum, 300 nucleotides. RefSeq lists its product as uncharacterized. The record is from RefSeq and is a predicted model, not a curated record. The transcript has 3 exons. Bases 1 to 300 code for a protein of 99 amino acids. Lineage: Eukaryota; Fungi; Ascomycota; Eurotiomycetes; Eurotiales; Aspergillaceae.
AUGGUCACCUCAUCCAUCGACGCAAAUCCCCUCGACCCAGAAACCAUGUACAAAUAUGGCCAGAGAACUCCCAAAGAGCCCAAAAUGAGUGAUCUGGACGUGAUCAUGGACCGAAAUGUUGCACCAUCUCCUCGAUCGACAUGCGCGGAGCUCGCUCACCAACAUGCCCUUGAAGAUCUUCAUGAUCUAACGGAGCAUACCUCUGAACAACACUCGAUCGAUAAAACAGAUGUGAGCUCUUCUCGUCGCUCUUCGGAUCGGGGUACUCAGUAUGAUGAGCCUCGCAAGCCCGAGGAAUGA